AUCUUUCGCUUUUGAAAGAUGAGGCUAAAAUUAGUAUGGAAAGAAGAGAGAAAGAACUCCAUUUUCUUCAAGCACAACAAAUCUGACCUGAGAACCCAAACCCUAGCAUUAUUACACAGGGCAUCACAUAGAGAUAGAUAAGAGUAAAAAUCUAUGUACUUGAAAAAAGGGUAGACAUAGAGCAAAGAAAGUAAAACUAUUUUUGGGGAGAAAAUUUUGAUCUAAUUUUUACCUUAGCACCCAUGAUCAUUGAUCAGCACCCUCCCAAACCUGAGAGGGAAAUCCACAGAAACCGAGAUCCCCAGUGACCCAGUUCCCCAAACGCCGUGGAAACCCAAAAUCAGCCACACCCACUUCACCAAAUCCUUGUUUUGACAACUCCCACAAAACCACCGGCCAAGUUGAAAUAGAAAAAAACACAAACACAAACCCAAAACCGACAACAACAAUAACAAGAGUAUUAUGGGAGCUGAGAAGAAAUGGCUGUUCACCCUCUUCAUAGCCGCAUUGUUGUCGCUUCUCCUCCUAUUGUUGCUCACAUCCCUCUCCUCCUUUAGCUCCCCCAAGCCGUUCCCCUCCAUCGUCCACCACGGCGCGCACUACCCACCCGCCUUCGCCUACUACAUCUACGGCGGCCGCGGCGAUGCCGACCGGAUCCUACGCCUCCUGCUCGCGGUCUAUCACCCGCGCAAUCACUACCUCCUCCACCUCGCGGCGGAGGCCUCGGACGACGAGAGGCACCGCCUGGCCGCGUCGGUCAUGGCAGUGCCGGCGAUUCAGGCCUUCGGGAAUGUUGAUGUGAUGGGCAAGCCCGAUCGCCUUACCUAUAUGGGCUCCUCUAAUAUCGCCACCACGCUGCGCGCCGCGGCGAUACUGUUGAGAAUGGAUGGUGGGUGGAAUUGGUUUGUUACUUUGAGCGCGCUGGACUACCCCUUGCUCACUCAGGAUGACCUGUCCCACGUGUUCUCCUCUGUUGUCAGAGGCCUCAAUUUCAUUGAUCAUACCAGCGAACUUGGAUGGAAAGAAUCUCAAAGGGUUCAGCCUAUUGUAGUUGACCCGGCUACAUACUUAGCCAGGAGGAGUCAAAUUUUUCAUGCUACAGAAAAGCGGCAAACACCUGAUGCUUUCAAAGUAUUCACAGGUUCCCCAUGGGUCAUCCUGAGCCGGUCCUUUCUGGAAUUUUGUGUAGUUGGUUGGGAUAACCUGCCCCGAACCCUUCUGAUGUAUUUUACCAACGUAGUUUUGUCCCAAGAAGGAUAUUUUCACUCUGUCAUAUGCAACUCACCGGAGUUUAUGAACACGACUGUGAACAAUGAUUUGAGAUAUAUGAUCUGGGAUAAUCCCCCCAAGAUGGAACCCCACUUCCUCAAUAUCUCUGAUUUUGAUCAAAUGGUCCAAAGUGGAGCUGCUUUUGCAAGACAAUUCCGCAGAGAUGACCCUGUGCUGAACAUGGUUGAUGAAAAAAUUCUCAAGCGCAGGCGUGAUCGAGCUGCCCCAGGGGCAUGGUGCUCUGGGCGGAAAAGCUGGUUGACGGAUCCUUGUUCCCAAUGGGGUGAUGUCAAUGUCUUCAAGCCUGGGCCUCAAGCAAAGAAGUUUGAAGAGUCCAUGACGAGCCUUCUUGAUGACUGGAGUUCACAGUCGAACCAGUGCAAAUGAAGGUACUUGAGUUAAAGAGAGAGCUUUUGAGGUAAGGUGCAAUUUGUUUGCAUCUGAAUUCAUGACUGGUCUGAAGGACUGCCAUCAGUUGAGAUACAUUCUUUAGACACUGAGCCUUAUUUGUUGGAGGUUCUACGUCCACAGCCUUUACUAAUGUUUAUAACAGGGCAUAGAUGAAGGGAAGCAAGUGAAUUCACUUGAGGUUUUAGGCGGUAUUGUAGCUUGGGGGCGAUUAUUUAUUAUAGAGCCAUCAAGUCUUUCAAUCAAUGAGAGGAUCUCCCUCUUUGUGCUGCCAUUUGCAUUUUGUUGUAUGUUCUACCCGUCAUCACAUUGUAUUAGGCACUUUUUUGAAUGCUAGAAGUUCAUUCUUUAAAUUCCAA
Alnus glutinosa is the source of this 2036-nucleotide messenger RNA. RefSeq names its product beta-glucuronosyltransferase GlcAT14A. The record is from RefSeq and is a predicted model, not a curated record. Gene Ontology annotation, molecular function: glucuronosyltransferase activity. Lineage: Eukaryota; Viridiplantae; Streptophyta; Magnoliopsida; Fagales; Betulaceae. Bases 463 to 1656 code for a protein of 397 amino acids. Gene Ontology annotation, cellular component: membrane. The transcript has 4 exons.